Arachis duranensis is the source of this 1937-nucleotide messenger RNA. Its product is annotated as protein spotted leaf 11. NCBI's taxonomy places the organism in Eukaryota, Viridiplantae, Streptophyta, Magnoliopsida, Fabales, Fabaceae. The record is from RefSeq and is a predicted model, not a curated record. The transcript has 3 exons. The coding region runs from base 284 to 1681 and encodes 465 amino acids. Gene Ontology annotation, molecular function: protein binding.
UCACUUUAAAAAUUUAGUCCAUAAAAUUUUGGUCCCAACAUGUCAAAUCAAGAUUCACAGCAAACAACUCGACGGAAACUGCACGUGAGUUUUCCCUUUAAACACUGCUGAGAGUCCGAGAAUGGCUCACCGAACCUCUUCUUUUCCUGAAGCGUUGCUUCAGUUGGGUUUCGUUAGCACCAACCAUUAUUUUCAUCGCAAUUUCGAUUUUCCAGAGUCCCACAAUUAAUUUGGGCUUGAAGUUCCAAGUCAUUUGGGGAAAAAAACAAGAGAGAGAAGAAAAAUGUAUGAAAGUGAAAGUGGUGACAUUGAUUGGGAAAAUGAACUGAGAAAGUUUCAGAAUGCAAUAGCCACAGGGACCAAGUCCAAGAGAAUCAAAGCCAUGUCCAUGCUUGCUCGUUACUCCAAACACGCCCCUGAACAUGUAUUGGCUCGCACCAUACCCUUUCUUAUGGAGAUCCUUGGCCACAAUAACCGUUCAAUUGAUUCUGCCAAUUUCUCUCUUCAAAUGGCUUCAGCUUAUUGCUUGAAGUGCAUAGCUUGCAGGAGUGACGAGUUGGUAACUCAAAUGGGUGCAAACGGUGCUGCGCAAUUGCUUCUGAAUUUGUUGCCUCAUUCUGAUGGGAUGUUUCUGAAAGUUCUUGUGAAAUGCUUGUUGGUUGUGGUUGGUUUUUGUAACACAAGUAGGGCUGUUGUUGCUACUGCUGGUGGGUUAGGUAUCAUUGUAGAUAAGUUGAGUUCUUGCGAGGAUCGGGGAAUUCGAAGGUAUUUGCUGGAGAUUCUGAGUUUGUUGGCGCUGCGGCGCAAUGUUAGGAGGGAAAUAGUUAGGCUUGAUGCUCUUCACUAUGUUGUGGAGGCUGUUGGUGUUGGUAGUAUGGUCUCCAGAGAGAGGGCAUGUCAAGCAAUUGGAAUGUUUGGAGUUACAAGAGAAGGUAGGCGGGCUGUUGUUGAAUUGGGUGCAAUACUCCCAGUUGUGGAGCUAUUUUGCAGCGGAGAUCACACCACGAAGCUUGUGGCUGGGAAUACUCUUGGUGUGAUCUCUGCUCAUGUUGAUUGCAUUAGGUCAAUUGCUCAAGCUGGGGCUAUCCCCCUUUAUUCCGAGCUUCUUGAAGGGGGCGAUCCUUCUGGUAAGGACAUCGCGGAGGAUGCAUUUUGCGUGUUGGCUGUUGAUGAGGCUAACGCCAUCGAAAUUGUUGGGCACUUAGUAAGGAUCAUGAGAGAUGGUGAUAAUGAGGCGAAGGCUGCAGCUGCUAAUGUGGUGUGGGAUCUAUCAACUUACAACCACUCAAUACCAGUGGUGCGCGAUUCAGGCGUGAUUCCGGUACUUGUUGAGCUUUUGGGGAGUGGAAGCAAUGACGUAAAGGAGAAUGUUUCUGGUGCAUUUUCUCAGAUGAGCUAUGAUAGGGUGAAUAGAAUUGCACUUUCCGAUGCUGGGGUGGUUCCAAUCUUCAUUGACUUGUUGCAUGAUGAUUUUGAGGAACUAAGGGAUAAUGCAGCUGAGGCUCUUGUCAAUUUUUAUGAAGAUCCAUUGUACCAUGAUAGUGUAUCUCAUAUAAUUGAUGUUCCUUCAUUCAGAAGCAUGCAGAAUCGGCUGGCUCAACUUCGUGAAACGAAUGAGCGUGCUCCUGUAGAAAGAAUGAAUAUUGAUCUUCCCGCUUGGAAUUCAGAUCAAAUAACCUAAGGUUUUGUUUCGAUCUCUGUGUUUCAUAGUAGUUUGAAUCUCUAGUUGUAUAAAUAUAAAUUAUAUAGUAUGGUAUAGAUGUAUAUUGUCAUGAGAAUGAGGAGAGGGGUUAUUUUUCCCCUGCAUUCUCAAGAGAGAAAUUUCCAUGUAUAGAAUAGAAAGAAGACAAUCUUUAUAUCUUGCUACUGUACAUUUCAAGAUGUUUAUGAAAGAAUAAACAAAGAAAGAUGAUUGUAGAACCAUGUACUUAUGGUAA